This is a messenger RNA of Colletotrichum phormii, 960 nucleotides long. RefSeq lists its product as uncharacterized. Bases 245 to 760 code for a protein of 171 amino acids. Lineage: Eukaryota; Fungi; Ascomycota; Sordariomycetes; Glomerellales; Glomerellaceae. The transcript has a single exon. The record is from RefSeq and is a predicted model, not a curated record.
ACCAAUCUCGAUUGAUCCGAGGGCAAUAUGAGUACAAAGUGACGAGCACGGCAAAUCAUGAAACGACGGGCAGCAUUGCAUCGAAUAUGGAGUUGGUCUACAUCUAGACUUGGGCAUUAGUGGAAUUCUGGCUUUCACGGCGAAUGGUUCAUCGGCGUUGCGGUUGAGGGAACUCGGAGCACACCUCACUGGGCUCGAAAGGCCCUGGGUUUUGCCUUCGAGGACUCACUACUUGCGCGACCGUAUGAACCUUUUUGCUUUGACGGUAACGUGUCGCAUGUCUGGUAUCCAGGCGGGAAUAGGGACGGUUGGUUUGAACGGGGCACGGAGUAUUUACCUGCCUGAGCGUUUGGCUCUGGCAGUUCCGCAUCGCGGACUUUUGGCGUUUUCUGUUUUUGCACAUGGGACGUUUGGUCUGUUCUACUCUUCAUCCAUCACUGCUUUCCAGCAGCUUUCCAGCAAGAGUGUUUUCUGUAAGAUACACACAGGUAGCCCUAGCUUAUGUAUGCUUCUGGCAUUCAAGGUCGCAUCGGCUUUAGAAGCUGGCAACUCAAAUCACAUCAUCCAACAUGGAGGCUGCAUCCUUUCCUCCGGCCACUGGUCUCCAGUUUUUCUGGGCCGAAGCCGCUUCCCCUCGGGGUUCGGAGGCGGGACCCUUGUUGAUUUUACUCGGGGGUUGUAUGGGGAGUCGUACGACGGCAAGGCCCUACAUGCCGAGAUGGCGCGAAGCGCAACGAAUGAGGUCAGAGGAUCGGGAUAGCGGGUAGCAUUGCACAUAUCUUGCAGUAAAAAAAAUUGUUUGUAAGCUUGGGGAAUUCGAGAUACAAAACGGGAGAAGGUAGGGGAGUGGGAGAGAUGAUCCGCAGUGUUUCUCUUUCCGAAAUUCUGGGGAACUUCUUUAAAACUUUCCCAUUCUUUCCACUCUCCUUCGUUUGUUUGCCCUGUUGUCCUAGCCCAACC